Messenger RNA from Actinia tenebrosa (Australian red waratah sea anemone), 874 nucleotides. RefSeq lists its product as uncharacterized. The record is from RefSeq and is a predicted model, not a curated record. Lineage: Eukaryota; Metazoa; Cnidaria; Anthozoa; Actiniaria; Actiniidae.
UCUGUGUUGAUUUGAAUACAAUUUAUUUGAAGUCGGCUCUGAAACCCACGCGUCAUCAUAUCGUACUAAGGAAGAGAUUUCGUAUUGUUCAGAACACUCUUUUUAAAAUGAAGGCAGUUUACAUGUUCAUUGUCGUCGUGGCCUGUGUCACUGUUUCCAUGGCUAGCAGAAAGAGGAAUUCAUUUGAAAACACCUCAGAGAAAAUGUUCAAGAGUGAGGAUGUUUCUAAGAGAGAAGAAUGCGAAGACAAAUGGCAUACAUAUUUUUGUAAGUUAGUUAAAAGGCUGGGCAGGUGCGAUUCUUCGAGAUCAAAAGAAAAAUGUGCAGAGACUUGUGGCCAAUGCAACCGCUGUGGUGAUAUUUUUUCCUUGCCUAAGUGCCUUCAUCUGAAGGAAACAAAUAGGUGUUAUACAGAUGAGGCGAGAGCUAACUGUGGUACCACAUGCGAGUCCUGUGGAAAAGCUUGCAAGAACUACGUUAAGCAGUGUGAUAACCAAAAAACACUAGACGAACUGUGCACUAUCAAGUCUGGUGGAUUUCUGCUGUGUCCAAGAGGCUGUAACCUUUGCAUAGAUCGCGAAUAACUCUUAUUUGCUGGCAAGAAGUUUUCACAGCGAGCUAGGAAACUCUGUAACAGUUUAUCGCCAUAAGCGUUAUACACUUAAAAGGGAAAAAACAACAAUAACAACAACAACAACAACAACAACAACAACAAAAAAAAAAGGUUAAAAAUUAUAUAAUUAACAAUAAUCAUUAUUACAGCUCCUUAAAGGUUCUGUCAUUUAGGAGAUAAAGAGCACUUAGCUGUGUUGAUAAUUUUUGAUAAUUAAACGCGCUAUUUAGAAGAAUAAACAUUUGCCCUACGUACGAAUAA